Messenger RNA from Pocillopora meandrina, 6265 nucleotides. Lineage: Eukaryota; Metazoa; Cnidaria; Anthozoa; Scleractinia; Pocilloporidae. The record is from the annotation of a GenBank genome assembly.
AUGUUAUGGUUGUUUUACAGAAAUGAGUCUUUACGAACAACUUUCAAUGGACAUCUACCAUUACUGAGUGCUUUGCACUACAGUAUGUACAUGUUGUGGAUUCAUACAACUACCGCUACAACCUUUGACUUGUGCUGCGUUUCCGUAGACCGGUUUAUUGCGAAUCGGUUUCCUUUCCUUUAUCAGGACAUUGUAACUAAGAAAAGAUGCUGUAAGGUGAUUAUUUUGGUGUGGCUGAUUUCAUUAGAUCUGUUGGGAAAUAUCGCAAGUGCAGUGCUUUGGUUGUCUUUGGCAUUUAUAACAUUUAUCGCUUCAUUAUUUGUGGUCACUUUCUGUUAUAUGUUUAUGUUUAAAGCUUCACGACGUCAAUGCAGAAGGAUGUUUCCCAGCCAAAAUCGUCAAAGCUUCCAAAUAAAAAACAUUCUAUGAAAACAUUCUAAGGAAAUGGUACUAUGAAAAAUUUCAAAGCUAUGAAGAUGGUCGGUUAUAUUAUAGGUGUUUACAUUAUUUCUUGGAUGCCCAGUCUUGUCUUACUCGUAGUUCAUUCUUAUUAUACAGCGACGAAUCAUCUCUGUAACGACAUCAAAGUAGACAAAGUUGUAUGGCCUUGGAUUGAGGCAAACGCUUUUACUUCAUCAGCGAUCAACCCAUUGAUCUUCUAUGUCAGAAAUAGCGAAUUUCGCCAAGCCUUUCGUCGCACCGUCCACUGGCUGCCCUUUGUUCACGGACAAAAUUCAGCAAACGUUAACCUCAGCCAAAAACCAGAGCGAAGCCAAAUGGCUCGAAAAGUUGGAAAUCCUGUCAGUUUUGCAAGUAAAGAGACAAAGCUUUAAGGAAAAUUCAAGAAAAAAGUGCUGUUGCCUAAUAAUAAGAUAAGUCCCAUCAUAAAGACACAAUUUUCAAAACAUCAAUUUCAUUCUUCGUCCAUUCCGCAUAUAAUUCCCUUUCAUAAUUAUUUGUUUACACUUAGAUGUAAUUAAAAGUUUCAAGUCUUUCAUGACAUGAAAUUUUUCCUCAUCAGACACUCUUCGCUGAGCUUGAUCAGUUAAUGAUGCUGGCAAGAAGCAGGAAGGACUGACUUGGCAGCUUGAAUGAAAAUUAAAUGAAAGUUAGCACUUGUUUUCAGUGAAAUCCGUAACAGAAUUAAGACUUGAAAAUUUUGAAUCAUUCUUUUGCAUUUGUUGAAGGGAUUUGAGAGUAUAGAAAGUGAAAGUAUUUUUUACAUUCAAAUUUAGGCUCAAAGUUUUGUCUCAACAACUUGCAUUUGAAUUUCUUUAAUUAACCUCUUCAAGUCUGCUUCUCUGAAAUAAAAGCUUUUGAAAUGUUAUGCACCUGUGAGUUUGUCAACAAAAAUCCAUCUCGUAUUCAUUUCAAUUUUUUGGUGAUCGGCGAAGGUCGCAAGUUUCGCGAAGGUCAUGUCACCGAUUUGUUAAAAUUGAUUUAAAAUAAUGUCUACACGCCGUAAAUUUUUUAAACAUUUUUCCUAAUCAAUGAUAAAACCAUGUAAGAGGCCAUUUCUAGUAAUAGUCAUGUAGAGUGAGCAGACAGCAGAAUUGGUCGCUGAAAAAUUGCUGAGUGUACGGCUGGGUUCAAUUUUCCUAUUCGGCAAUUAUUAGAGUCCAAGCCUUCUCAUAUUGUAAUAUUGUAAUUUUUCUUAGCCGUUGUUUUUUUCAGUCGUGGUGUGUACUGAGCAUUAACUUUAAAGCAUCUAUUGAGUCUAAAUUCAAGAUCAUAUUGACGGGAGAUCGAAUGUUUAGUUUGCCUUUUUCGAGGAAGUGAACUGACUUCCGUAAGAGACACCAGAAGAUAUAAUUUUCGUUCCAAUGACGCUUUACGACUUGCUCCUUGCAAGGGUAAACACUAGCUACGCUCGGCGAUCUUUCUUUUCGUGCAGCCGCUCCUAAACUGUGGAACGAUCUUCCCUGUUCUAUUAGAAAAAUCGAAUCGUCAAACAGGUUUAAGAAAGCUAUUAAGACUUUUUUCUUCGCACAAUUUGUUUUAACUCUUCGUAUGUAAUUUUAUAUUUCUGUAUUUCUUACUCUAUUCCUUUUUUUAUUUUUAAUUUUUUUUGAGAGGGCACUGUAACGAAUCUUGCAAUCUGAUUGGUUUUUUACCCGGUCAGUAUUUUCCUAUCUCUGCCUAGGGCCACGGUAACGCUUUCGUGAGUCGCCAAGUACAUCCGAACUUUCGUUGCCAUUUUUCAUAAAUAUAUCUCGUUUUUCCGGCUGGGCAGUAUUUUUAAGCAAACACGUCGGUCACUUCCUCAAGCCGAUGAAUAACUUAUGAAUCCUCUCCUUUCUCUCUCUCAAAUCACUUUGGUUGACAGAAAAAUAUUGGUUUCCAUAGUGUCAUUACGUUGGUUGACAAGCGGCCUAAAAUCCGUCUGCAAUUAAUUUUAAUCGUUCACAAAAAGUACCUAGAAAGUUAAAACGUGAGAUAUUUGGUUACAGUUAAACUGAACGAUGGAACUUUCAUUCACUUAAUACCUGAAUUUUCUCAAGCAAUUUGUUCGCAGUGAAAGAGCGAGGGAAGUUUUAAUUUAAGUUCUACAACAAAUAUACGCUCUCGGUGAGUCUUUCCAAGUCCGUUCAAUUUGAACAUUUGUACUGUAAAUUGCACAACAGAAACUGAAGGAAUUUUUUGAGAAAAGGCCGCAUUAAAUCCCCUUGCGUCUCGUUGGAGUGUGCCAUUCGGAUUUAGUUUCUGUGAAGGAAAGACCAGAUUUACACACGCCAUUGCAGCAAACAAACGAGCAAACUUUCACAACUUCAAAAUAAAAAAAUUGAAUUUACUCACAACUACUUUCCUCGCCGUUUACUUAAUGAACAGAGGUAAAUCUUCGAACAUUAAUGAAUCGUCGAUGAGAGUGAAUAAUACUUCCCGUUAGAUCAUUGACUAUUUUUGAAGAAAACAUUGUGAUGACAGUCCUUGCCAAACUAGUUCCGUUGUUUUUCAAAUGUUCUUACGCUUUUUUUACUUACGCGCUCUCCAAUUGACAGUUGUCAGAUUGUGACAGAUACUUGUAAAAAUAAUGUUUCAAAGUUUGUUCGGAAGCCUUUUAAAUUAUCGUUACGGAAAUGAAAAUGUUUCGCUGGGGCAUCUCUCUUGAAUUUUCAUCACCUCUAUUUUAACUACCAUUUACUCGCUCAAAAACAGUUUAUGGAAGAUCUUGCCGUAUUUACAGCCCUAAAUCAUUAGGGUUCUUUCGGAAAGAAUUCCGUCAAGUUUCAAAAAAAUGAAUAUGUUAUUUACCGGCUAAGGGUCGGUCCGUAUGGUGAAAAACUGCGACCUCGGUCUUGAAAAUACUGCCCGAGGCCUGCCGAGGGCAGCAUUUUCAAGACCGAGGUCGCAGUUUUUCACCAUACGGACCUCCCAGCCGGCAAAUAACAUAUAUAUAUUGUAGCGUUAAUAUCUUGGUAUAGCUGUAAUGUAACUGUACUGCGCAAUUAGAAAUUUUAUACUGAUGCUUGCGCAAUGUAAGUAAAUGAAUUAUUAAAUCAUUGCUAUUAAUGGUUGAAAAGCUAAUACUUCUCUUUUGACACAUAGCCGUGGAUGUCAGAUUAUCCAUUUUAAUUAUAUGUUAAACAGCGCAAGCUGUAAAUGAAAUUCGAAUUCUGUCUCAAAUAAUUUAUUCACCUCACGCGCGGAAGAUCGAAACAAAAGUCGACAACUCGUUUAACUGUGGAGUCGAGUUUCAGGGCAGUUUAUAUGUUGAUAUUGGAAGCCGUGUGAAAAUAAUAAGUCAAUUUGGUCCUAAACCAACCCUUUGCCGAGAAGAAACAUGAAUUCUAACUGCACAGAAGAUAAACCGAGCGAUGCCGCAUUCAUUGUUCUAUCGUUGUGGCUCGCUUUGUCUGGUUUAGCAGCUGUAUCCGGUAAUACAGUUGUGUUAUGGCUGUUCUACAAAAACAAGUCUCUACGAACAGUUUCUAACAGAUUUUUGGUGUCGUUGUCUAUAGCGGAUCUCUUGGUGGGAGCUGUUGUGGAGCCAGCCUUCCUAGUCGGAUAUCUUCCCCAGCCUUCACAUAAUCAGGAAAUCGAACAUUUCUUAUGGAUUCACUCUACAGCAGCAACGACAUGGAAUUUGUGCGGUGUUUCUGUUGACAGGUUCACUGCAGUUUGCUUUCCUUUCCGUUAUCAAGUGAUUCUAACAAACAAAAGAUGUUGUGUAGUGAUAACUGUGAUCUGGAUAAUCUCUCUGUUCCUUCCUUUCCCGAUAAUGUUUGUCAAAAAUGGGGCAAUUGAUCAUCAAGCAGAACUGUGGUUGUCAUUUGCUUUUAUAUUAUUUGUGUUUCCGAUUAUCGUAGUAUCUUUCUGCUACAUUUUUAUUUUCAGAGCAGCUAAUAAACAACACAAACAAGUGAAGAAGGAACAUCAACGCACAAAUUACAGCUCACGCCAGGCUCUAAACAAUUUCAAAGCUAUCAAAACAGUUGGACUUGUUCUGGGUGUUUUCAUCAUUACAUGGAUGCCAUGUUUAAUCUUGGAUCUUGUCAUUUAUUAUUACCGUAAAAUAGAGCAUGAACAAUGCAACGAACACGAAUUGCAUUACAUGGCGUUGCCUUGGGUAAAAGCAACGGCUUUUACUUCAUCGGCGAUCAACCCACUGAUAUACUAUUUCAGAAAUAGUGAGUUUUGCCAAGCAUUCAGACGUACCUUUAAUUUUGAUCGAUUGCACUGUGCUCACCAUAAAAAUGCAUCAGACCUCAGACCAAAGCAAGAGAAAACCCGGAAGGCAGGAAAUGUUGGAGCUCGUGGAAAAUUUUCAAAUAAGGAGACACAACUGUAAGGACAACUAAAGCGAAUACUACCUGUUAGUCAUAAACUUGGCCACCCACCUUUCAUGAACAGAUUCUGAUUAAGCAGAACAUUGAACCUUUUAUUUGAACCUAUUACAUAAUUCUCUUUGAUCUACGAGAAACUUCAGUUCAAGCCAAGGGAGGAUAGACAGGAUAUUGCUUUCUUGUUUGAGCAGAAGCAUAUAGUGUUCGGCUUUCCAUUGUUGGAAAGAAUUCUUCUUUAACCCCGAAAGGUGGUCACCAAUUAGCCUUAGUUAUAAGCUGUGGUCAGUUAAUCUGGGGCGAUGUAAGAAAAACUUGACAGUUAUUGGCAGAUCUAGUGACGAACCUUUUCAUAACGUAGAUCCACCCUGAAUCUUUGAGCCCUUGCGAGUGAGCUACAGAUUGCAUAUAGAUUAUAUCUAUAUAUCAAUGUGCUAGAAUAUUUCACCGUAGGUACCUUUUUUAGCGUACCGUGGUAUUGCUGAUUUAUAAAUAGGAUAUUAUGGACCGGCUCUAGACUGUUAAGCAUGGCUAAAUAAGCGUAACUCGAAUCAAGCUGUUUUUUGUGUGGUCACUCGAUAAGCUAUCAAUGAAGCUCAGGAUUGAGUUUCGCAACAAUUUUUGUAGUUUGAUAUCUUUUUGAUUUAUGUAGUUUUUUAGUAGGUAAUUUGAUGAAGUUAAGAAUGUACUUAAAUGAAUUCCACGUUUCCACCAAUAAACAGCAGAUAAAAAAGAAAACAGUACGUUAGUUUGAGUAACAUAUGGUCCAUAAAAAGGAAAAGCGAUUGCAAAUUUCAUUUCUGUAAGCUUAUUUUCAAACUUCUACGGUCACCGUUUGCCAACCGCAGAACAUGGAUGCUGCUUGCCCGGAAGAACAACCCAGCACUACAGCUUCGAUCGUUCUAUCUUUGUGGUUCACAUUGUCUGGUUUAGCAGCUGUAGCUGGAAACGCAGUGGUGUUGUUUUUGUUCUACAAAAGCGAGUCAUUGCGAACAAUUUCCAACCGCUUCUUAGCCUCGCUGUCGGUAGCAGAUCUUUUCGUUGGGCUUGUCAUGGACCCAAUCUGGAUAGCCAGCGGUUGUCUCAUUCGGCCACCGGUUGAUAGUGAUUUGUUCUUCUUCACAGACAUGCUCUAGGUUCACACGACCACCGCAACAACUUUCAGCUUGUGCUGUGUUUCUGUAGACCGGUUUAUUGCGAUUCGCUUUCCUUUCCGUCAUCAGGAAAUUAUUACAAAGAAAAGGUGCUACACAGUCAUUAUUUUGAUAUGGCUAUUUUCAUUGGCACUUCCUUUCUCGACGAUAUUAGUGAAUAACGACAAAGACGAUGCAGCGUUGUGGUUAUCUUUUGCAUUUUUGAUAUGUGUUACUCCUUUUUUUGUGGUUUCUAUCAGUUGUAUUUUCAUGCUCAAAGAGGCCAGACACCAAUGUAGAGGAAUAGCAUCCGGAGAAAAUUAUCUGAGCUCGUAUUGUGAAAAACUAUAA